AUGCCUUCGGAAAGCUCAUCUAGUCAGUCCUCUAGCGGCAACAACAGCGCGGGAAGUGCCGGCUCAAGCGGAAAGGCCCCAACCCAUUACCGAGUCGUCAGGGAGGGCUGGGGGGACCGUCCCACCUUCCAAGCCAGCCAUGGUCUCAGGAUGGACCCCACAGGCAUCGAAGAAGGGAACUUGAUCCUAGACGGCUACAUUCAGGCCGGGGAAGAGGCUUGGAGCAGCGGCAAGAAGUAA
Messenger RNA from Clonostachys solani, 240 nucleotides. The record is from the annotation of a GenBank genome assembly. NCBI's taxonomy places the organism in Eukaryota, Fungi, Ascomycota, Sordariomycetes, Hypocreales, Bionectriaceae.